Molecule: messenger RNA, 1317 nt
Organism: Charadrius vociferus (killdeer)
Lineage: Eukaryota; Metazoa; Chordata; Aves; Charadriiformes; Charadriidae
Gene: GRAMD2B
Product: GRAM domain containing 3
Exons: 14
Coding region: 1-1317 (438 amino acids)
Source: RefSeq, a predicted model, not a curated record
AUGAUGAGAAAAGGGAAUUCCUUGGAGGACUCUGUUUUUCAUUCUGAAAGGGAGAACAGCUUCCGAAAAUCAAGUAACGACACACCAGUCAGCCCUACAGAGAGUUUUGGAUCAGUAUUUAUAAGUUCAGAUGGAGAAAAUGGAACAGAUGAAAAAAGAAAGGCAGGAAAAUCGCCUACUGUGUUGCUGCAGACCCCUACCAGUGAAAUGGAAUAUUUUGAUGACCGGAAAAAAGUUGAUGUUGCUAGGACAAAGAGCAGCACAGAUAGUCCACUCCUGACAAUGGACAUCAAGAGUGAGUCCAAGAUUGAAAGGAAAAAACGUGCUUCAAAUCAGCUGAAGGCAAAUGCACACUUUCAUAAGCUGUUUCUAGAUGUUCCCAUUGAUGAGCCACUGAAACAAAGUUUUACCUGUGCUCUGCAGAAAGAAAUUCUGUACCAAGGAAAGUUAUUCCUUUCUGAAAACUGGAUUUGCUUCCAUUCCAAGGUUUUUGGUAAAGACACUAAGAUUAGUAUACCUGCACUCUCAGUGACACUUCUAAAGAAAACCAAAACUGCCCUUCUUGUGCCAAAUGCUCUGAUCAUAGCAACAGUCACAGAUAGGUACAUGUUUGUCUCCUUACUCUCCAGAGAUACCACCUACAAGCUAUUAAAAUCUAUCUGUAGACAUCUUGAGGAUACAAGCAUGGGCAACAGUCCAAAUCCCUCUUCUGCAGAAAACAGCUUCAGGGCUGAUCGUCCUUCAGCUCUGCCUUUAGACUUCAAUGAAGACUAUUCUGAUCUGGAUGGAAUAGUGCAGCAGCGGAGACAAGAGAUGGAAGAGUCCAGCAGCACAGGCUCACAGACCCCAGAGCUGGAAUGCUUCCAAGAUUAUCAUGUCGUUGAGACACAGACUCACUUGAAAGUUUCCAAGGCUGAGGCAAAGUCUGUCCGUUCAGAUGCACACAGUAAACGUGGACCUGAUGGAAAAGCCCGAAACAUUCCUCGAAAUGGCCAUUCUGAAGCCCUCAAGUUCUUCCACAAAGUGAAGUCCCAGAAGCUCCUAUCUCUGAACCAUAUACUUAUAUUUUACGCAUUUCUUGUUUGUGUAUUAAUAUUUUCUACCUUCUACAUGAGAUACAAAAUCAGUGUCCUGGAGGAACGCCUUAUUUCCAUCACAUCAUUUGAGUCACAUAUAAAGGAACAUCCAGUGCGCCAAGGUUUGGGAUCUCACCUGCAAGUUAAUGCCGAUGCGCUUUGUGAUGAGUUAACUGCUAAUCUUAUAAAACUGGAAAAGAUACAGAACAACUUACAAAAACUACUUGAAGAUGGUGACUGA